AUGACGGAGACCCCUGGUACCCCAGCGUACAUGCCCCCCGAAGUGAUGGUUGCCAACCCCCACUACAACACCAGUGUGGAUGUGUUCUCCUUUGGGAUCAUGAUGAUUCACACCUUCACAGCAGAGUGGCCACUACCAAGUAUCGGCCCCACCAGAAUCGAUCCUGCUAAUCCCAAUGGUUUGAUACCAGUGACAGAAGCUAAACGACGUGAAGAGUUUCUUCGAAAAAUUUCCCCAGACCACCCUCUGAUGGACCUCAUCAUGCACUGUCUCAGCAACAACCCUCAGCAAAGAGUGGAGAUGCUCCAGCGAGUGAGUGCCCUACUGACAGAGAAGAGGGAGCUUGAGGAGGAGGUUGUGAGGAAGGACUCGGCAAUCCAGGAGAAAGCAGGAGAGAUCGAGGCACUGGCGGAGGAGAAAAGACGACAAGAGGAAGAAAGUGAAAACACUGUCGAGCGUAUGCAGUUGGUGCGCUCUGUGGAAACUGAUCAGUAUAAAUUGGAAAACGAAGAUCUUAAAGGUCAACUCGAAGCUAAAGAGACAAUUGUUAACACGAAAGAUGAAUUUAUUAUUUCAAGAAAUUCUAGGAUUGUGAAAUUAGAAACUCGAUGUAAGCAACUCACUGAAGAGGUGGAGCAACAAAUUGCCAACGUCAACUACACUCAAAACGAGCUUGUAUCUAAAGCUACGAAAAUAGCUCAACUGGAAACAGAUGUCACCAAUCUCACUGCACAAGUGGAACAAGAGCUAGCUGACAAAAACUCUAUUAUCACCCACAAAGAUUCGAUGCUUGCCUCCAAGGACACUUACCUUCAGAAGAAUAAAACCACCAUUCAGAGUUUAAACAACCAACUGACCAAAACCAGAGACUACCUGACCAGCAAACCACAGUCUCUAGGUUUAGAAUAG
Halichondria panicea is the source of this 909-nucleotide messenger RNA. Its product is annotated as kinase and exchange factor for Rac A-like. Gene Ontology annotation, molecular function: protein kinase activity; ATP binding. The coding region runs from base 1 to 909 and encodes 302 amino acids. The record is from RefSeq and is a predicted model, not a curated record. The transcript is spliced from 3 exons. NCBI's taxonomy places the organism in Eukaryota, Metazoa, Porifera, Demospongiae, Suberitida, Halichondriidae. Gene Ontology annotation, biological process: protein phosphorylation.